Messenger RNA from Trichomonas vaginalis G3, 393 nucleotides. RefSeq lists its product as uncharacterized. The record is from RefSeq and is a predicted model, not a curated record. Bases 1 to 393 code for a protein of 130 amino acids. Lineage: Eukaryota; Parabasalia; Trichomonadida; Trichomonadidae. The transcript has a single exon.
AUGUCUGUUCCAUUGACUUUAAGUACACCUAUUUUAUAUAUUGUUUCAAACUUAGGUUCAAAGUGUUAUUCGAAUGUCGACAGAAACUACUAUGACCAAAAGAUACUUAUGCGUAUAAACAACACUUUCUCUGCUGGUUUGCCUAUUGUUCAUUCGAAUGCAGAGUUUUCAGCUUUAGUAAACUCAAACACUUUAGCAAACAUAAACUUAACCUUAGUUGACGCAAACUUUGUUCCUGUAAAACUUUUAUGUCCUAUGUAUUUGUCAAUGACGGCAGAAAGUUUCGAAUUGGAAGAUGCAACUGGUGAAAGUAUUGUAUUACAAGAACAACUUCAACAACAAAUAGCUCAAGAACAACAAAUGCAACAAAUGCAACAAAUAGCUCAAGAAUAA